CUGGGCGGGCGGGCGGCGGAGUACCUCGGUGGGCGUCUGGUCUUCGGCCUGGGCACGAUCCUCUCUUCGGUCAUCGCCCUCUUGACGCCCAUGUGUGCCAGGAUGUCUCAGGAAUUCUUCAUAGUAUCUAGGAUUCUUACGGGAGCCGCACAGGGCGUAACGGUUCCUGCGUUAUUUAUCCUCAUGGCCACCUGGUUUCCACCUGAGGAGAAAGCCAAGUUCGGAGCUUUUAUUAAAGGGGGUAUGCAGUUCGGGACGGUCGUGACAAUGGUCCUGGGUGGCUGGCUGAGUGGGUCAGACCAAGGAAACUGGCCCAUGACCUUCUACGUGUUCGGGGGCCUAGGGCUGGUCUGGGGCAUCCCCUGGUUCCUGCUGGUGCAUGAUAGACCUGAACAGCAUCCCCGUAUUUCCCAUGCAGAGCUGCAAUACAUCCAGGCGAACAUGCAUGCAGUGAAAAAAGCAGAGGUGGUCUCCGUGCCCUGGAGAGCGAUGCUCACGUCAGCUCCCGUGUGGGCCUGCGUCAUCAUCGCCAGCGGCAGCAGCUUCGGCUUCCAGACCCUCCUCUCCGAAAUGCCGACCUACCUGGCCAACAUCCAACACUUCGACAUGAACAGCAGUGGGUUGAUGUCCGCGCUGCCGUACCUGUGCAUGUGGAUCUUCGGCCUCAGUUGGGGCGUCUGCAUGGACCGCCUCGCCGCUGCCGGGCUGCUCUCCGUGACGGCUGUGAGGAGGCUUUCCACUGGCUUCGCUCAUUACGUGCCGGCGGUGGCCCUCGUCGUCAUGUGCUUCGUGGACUGCAACUCCACCUUGGCGAUGGUCGUGCUGUGCUUAGCGGUGGGCGCCUGCGGCAGCGCCUAUAGCGGCAACGCCCUCGCCGAGCAGGACAUCGCGCCCAACCUGACGGGGACGCUGAUGGGGAUCACCAACACCAUGGGCGCCGUCAUGGGGUUCAUCGCGCCCUCCGUCACGGGCGCCAUAACGCAGGGAAGACAAGGGUCACUGGGUGCUUGGAGAACCGUCUUCCUGGUGUCGGCAGCGAACUACGUGGUCACAACCACACUCUACAUGCUCACUAUGUCCGCGCAGGUCCAGCCUUGGAACCAUUCUCAGAAAUCCGGGGAUGGUCGUGAGGAUCCUGAAGGUGCCCCAGCCUUAGAAAAACUCAAGUC
Messenger RNA from Penaeus monodon (black tiger shrimp), 1169 nucleotides. Its product is annotated as sialin-like. The record is from RefSeq and is a predicted model, not a curated record. NCBI's taxonomy places the organism in Eukaryota, Metazoa, Arthropoda, Malacostraca, Decapoda, Penaeidae. Gene Ontology annotation, biological process: transmembrane transport; monoatomic anion transport. Gene Ontology annotation, molecular function: transmembrane transporter activity.